Molecule: messenger RNA, 1002 nt
Organism: Trichechus manatus latirostris (Florida manatee)
Lineage: Eukaryota; Metazoa; Chordata; Mammalia; Sirenia; Trichechidae
Product: olfactory receptor 2AG1-like
Exons: 2
Coding region: 1-1002 (333 amino acids)
Biological process (GO): detection of chemical stimulus involved in sensory perception of smell; G protein-coupled receptor signaling pathway
Cellular component (GO): plasma membrane
Molecular function (GO): olfactory receptor activity; G protein-coupled receptor activity
Source: RefSeq, a predicted model, not a curated record
AUGAGAACUACCUCACAUAGAUUUUGUGUAAUUCCAGAUAACCAAAGAAGCCACAGAAUGAAGCUCUGGAAUUCCACCUUGAGAAGUGGCUUCAUCUUAAUGGGCAUUCUGAAUGACAGUGGGUCUCCUGAACUGCUCUGUGCUACAAUUGCAGUCCUAUACAUGUUGGCCCUGACCAGCAAUGGCCUUCUGCUCCUGGCUAUCACAAUGGAUGGCCACCUCCACGUUCCCAUGUACUUUCUGCUCAGUCUGCUUUCUCUCAUGGACCUUCUGUUUGCAUCUACAGUUACUCCCAAAACACUUGUGGAUUAUCUGCGUGGGGAGAACACCAUCUCUUUUGGGGGCUGUGCUUUUCAGAUGUUCAUGGUCCUUACACUUGGUGGUGCAGAGGACCUUCUAUUGACCUUCAUGGCCUAUGACAGGUAUGUGGCCAUUUGCCAUCCUCUGCACUACAUGGUCCUCAUGAGGCUAAGGAUCUGCUGGCUCAUGGUAGCUACAUCCUGGAUCCUGGCAUCCCUGAAUGCUCUGAUACACACAUCAUACACUAUGCACUUCCCUUUCUGUCUUUCCCAGGAAGUCAGCCACCUGCUGUGCAAGAUCCCACCCCUGCUGAAGUUGGCCUGUGCUGAUACCUCAAGAUAUAAGCUUAUGGUAUAUGUGAUGGGUGUAACAUUUCUCAUGCCUCUGCUUGCUGCUGUUCUUGCCUCCUAUACAUUUGUCCUAGUUGCUGUCCUCCACAUGUCUUCAGGUGAGGGAAGGCAGAAAGCACUUGUCACAUGCCCUUCUCAUCUGACUGUGAUAGGAAUGUACUAUGGAGCUGCCAUGUUUAUGUACAUCCUGCCCAGUUUCUACCACAGUUCCCAACAGGACAACAUCCUGUCUGUAUUUUAUACUACCAUUACUCCAACCCUGAACCCUCUUAUCUAUAGUCUGAGAAACAAGGAGGUAAUGGGGGCCCUCCAUAGGGUACUGGGGAGAUGUAUCUUUGCCCAGAGACUAUAG